Molecule: messenger RNA, 672 nt
Organism: Aureobasidium uvarum
Lineage: Eukaryota; Fungi; Ascomycota; Dothideomycetes; Dothideales; Saccotheciaceae
Source: the annotation of a GenBank genome assembly
AUGUCGACAGCAUACGCAAUCAUCGCAGGCGUGGGUCCAGGAACCGGCGCCUCUCUAGCCAGAAAGUUCGCCCUCACAUAUCCAGUCGCCCUCCUCGCCCGCAAUCCCGACAACUACACCUCUCUCGUCGAAGAAAUCAACAAGUCGGGCGGCAAAGCCAUCGGUAUCUCCACAGACGUAUCCUCGUCCUCGUCCAUCGAUUCCGCAAUCGCCGAGAUCAAGUCUCAAUACGGCGACAAGUGUGCCGCAGCAGUCUUCAAUGCCAGUGGCCCUUUUGCCAGAAAAAGCAUUCUGGAAUUGACGGAAAAGGAGUUUACGGGUGGCUAUGAGGUUUCCUGGGCAAAGUAUCCGGGUACUCUGAUUUUCACUGGCGCGACUGCAAGUGUCAAAUCGAAUGCGUUGAUGAGUGCGUUUAGCACUGGCAAGUAUGCGAUGAGAGCGCUGUCUCAAAGCAUUGCGAGGGAGUUUGCGCCUAAAGGUGUUCAUGUCGCUCAUGCUAUCAUCGAUGGCGUGAUUGAUAUCCCGAGGACAAAGGAGUGGUUGAAGGAUAUGCCGCCAGAGGCAAAGAUUGAGGCCGAUGCUAUUGCAGAGGCGUAUUGGAAUCUGCAUACGCAGAGCAAGAGGGCUUUCACCAAUGAGAUUGACAUCAGACCUAUGCUGGAGAAGUGGUAG